Saccostrea echinata is the source of this 612-nucleotide messenger RNA. RefSeq names its product small ribosomal subunit protein eS10-like. Gene Ontology annotation, cellular component: cytosolic small ribosomal subunit. NCBI's taxonomy places the organism in Eukaryota, Metazoa, Mollusca, Bivalvia, Ostreida, Ostreidae. The record is from RefSeq and is a predicted model, not a curated record. The transcript has 6 exons. Gene Ontology annotation, molecular function: RNA binding; structural constituent of ribosome. Bases 78 to 566 code for a protein of 162 amino acids.
UUUUCUUCCUCGUCGGCAUAUAGACUGUACUUCAUGUCCACUUCCUUUUCCGGUUUAAGCCAUACUGAAUUGGCAAAAUGUUGAUGCCUAAGAAAAAUCGAGUGCAGAUAUUUGAGUACCUGUUCAAGGAAGGAGUUUUGGUAGCCAAGAAAGAUUUUUCUGCUCCAAAACACCCAGAGAUUGAUGUCCCUAACCUUCAUGUUAUUAAGGCAUUAACAUCUUUGAAGUCACAAGGAUAUGUAAGAGAACAAUUUUCAUGGCGUCAUUACUACUGGUAUUUAACAAAUGAAGGAAUCCAGUAUUUACGUGAUUACCUCCACCUGCCAGCAGAGAUUGUGCCAGCAACACUAAAGAGACAAACAAGACCAGAGACAGCCAGACCCAGACCUAAAGGUCCAGAAGGAGGACCCCGAGGUGCCCCAGGGGCCCAAGACAGGGCUGAAUACAGACGUACAGCUCCUGGAGGAGAUAAAAAAGCUGAGGUGGGACCUGGUGCAGAGCCAUCCUUCCAAUUUAGAGGAGGAUUUGGACGAGGCCGGGGAUCCUCAGCACCUCCACCUCAAUAGGGAGUCAUGUGAUGUGUAUAUAGGGACAAUAAAAUCAAGAACACUC